AUGGUGCCGGUGCACCUCCCGGAGAAAAGCGCAGAGGGCUGUGAGGAGUUUGGAGCGGAUGCCUUGGAGAAAGGCUCCGUUCACAAGGAGCUGGGGGGAAAGCUGCAUUUUGCGUUGUCCGACAUAGGGAACUGGGGCCUCGUCCUCCACUUCUUCUGUGACGGCUUCGUGGGCGGAGGCUGGGUGGACCUGUGGCAUUCGGUCCUAGGUGGCUAUCUCAGCCUGCCAAGCAAUCUCAUCAAAGGCUGUGGCAACUUGGCGCUUCUUCCCGUCAGCUUUUCCGCAGUCCUUGGGAUGCUCUCCGACUCAAGGCCGAUCUUCGGCUUCCGGCGCCGUCCUUACAUGGCAGGCGGCUGGUUCUUGAGCGCUCUCAGCACGCUCUAUCUUGUAUACCGUGGCUUGCCUGCCCCAUACUUCUGCUUCGAGAACGGCCACUACCUGUACCAGAUGCCUCCUUGCAACCCCGAGGCAGCAGAUCGUUUCGUUCCCUUGGUCCUCUGCAUCUCCUGCUCGUGUGUGGGAGCGGUGAUGGCAAAUGCUGCGGCAAAUGGAUUACUCGUGGAGUAUGCAAAGCAGGAGGAGGUGGAGAGAAGGGGCCGGACGCAGAUAGUGCUGCAAAUGGUCAGACUCGGCGGCCACCUCACCUCCGUGCUUUUAUCUGCUUUUGGGUUCAAUGGCAGAAUGUUUAACGGCAGCUUUGAGCAGGCCAGGCAGCUCAACUUCCAGCAGCUGAUGGGCAUCUACCUGACGUGUGUGGCGGUGACAUCUGUGUGUUGCUUGUUCCUCGUCCGGGAAAACAAGGCUGUGAGAUCCUCCUUCAGGGAACAGAUGUCCUCGGUCUGGAACCUGACGCAGAGUAAGGCCUUCUUGUUCGUGGGGAUUUUCGUCUUCCUUCGGACAUCCAUCGGUCACAUGAGCUCAACUGCCGAAGUAUGGGUCAUGAUGGAGUGGGCCGAAGUGAGAGGCAUUCAGAUUCAGAUGAGCAAUGCCCUUUCGCUUUUGAUCUCCCUUGCGACCAGUUACCUGAUGCGGAGAUACUUGCUGAAUGUGAGCUGGAGGAAGAUCAUCUUCAUCACAAGCUCCGUCUCCACUGCCGCGGACAGCAUCCCUUCGCUGCUGACGGUCUUUGACCUCGUGCGCAAUCCCUACUUCUACCUCGGGGAGCCGAUCUCCCGUGCAGUUCCGACGGCCAUGAAUAAUCUCAUCAACGUCUUGAUGGCGAACGAAUUGGCAGACGACGACAACGGAGCCAUGGUAGCUGGCAUGCUUCAGUCGGUCACUUUCGUUGGGAUCCCUUUCGGCAUGGUUGUGUCGAACCAGCUGUUCUCCUCCUUCACGCCAGCUCUGACGCUUCGGGAGAACUUUAUCGAAGAUGCCGUCUCCUUUCGGUGGACAGUGGCCUAUUCCUACCUCGUCGCGUACACCUUCAGCUUUGCAUCUCUCGCCGUGCUCCCCCUGGCGCCGGCCCAGAAGAAGCAGGCGCAAGCAAGAAAGCAGGAAUGGCCGCGCCGGCCAUCCUUUGCAAUCAUGCUGGCAACCGUGCUGGGAUUCUCCUUCCUGUACUCGUUGUCAGCCGAUAUUCUGCUGUUCGACUCCAAGCGAAGAUGCAUGCAUUUCCUUGGUGGCCCAGGCUCGGAGCUUUACCACUUCACUCGCCGCGCAGACGGUCAGGCACCGGAGCACCGCGCACCUUUGGAGCCCAAGGAUUGGGCCCUGCGCCGGGUGCGCGCCGAGACGGCGUUGGCUGCAAUUCGUCAGCUGGGGCCUUCGGCGUUGGGAAGGCCGCUCCCCACGCUGGCCUCCAGAGGUACCUUUGCAGGCGCUCGGCAUCUCUGGGAUGCGGCGUGGCGGAGCGAGCGGGAGGCGCGCUGGGCGGAGAGGGAGAGGAUGAAGCAGCGAGAGCACGAGCAGGCUAAGAUGGGCAAGCGCUGGCGAUGGGUGAACGGCCGCUGGCAGACUAAGGAGGAGUCCGAGGCCCAGGAUGCGAAGAUCGAGCUCGUCUACCAAGAGCCGCUGUGGCGAAGGGGUUGA
Molecule: messenger RNA, 2031 nt
Organism: Symbiodinium sp. CCMP2456
Lineage: Eukaryota; Dinophyceae; Suessiales; Symbiodiniaceae
Source: the annotation of a GenBank genome assembly